Molecule: messenger RNA, 270 nt
Organism: Colletotrichum paranaense
Lineage: Eukaryota; Fungi; Ascomycota; Sordariomycetes; Glomerellales; Glomerellaceae
Exons: 1
Coding region: 1-270 (89 amino acids)
Source: RefSeq, a predicted model, not a curated record
AUGGGGAUCGCGACCGUCCGGGGCAACGGAGUCACGAACCCCAGUAUUGCGGCCGAGGGUCCGGAGCUAGAGCCGUCAGGUGCAGAAGAGUCCACGGGUUCCGCGGUCUCCACGGCGGCCGGUCGAUCGGACGAACAUCUUGUGCUUAGAGAGAAGCUCACCAUACCGAGUCUUCUGCCGGCAAUGGAAAUUAUCGAUACCGAGGUACUUAAUGGGCUCUUGGCAAAGGCCGUCGUGAACUGGGACGCCGUAGAAGCGAUUGAGAGUUGA